This is a messenger RNA of Hemiscyllium ocellatum (epaulette shark), 1763 nucleotides long. RefSeq names its product divergent protein kinase domain 1Aa (gene dipk1aa). NCBI's taxonomy places the organism in Eukaryota, Metazoa, Chordata, Chondrichthyes, Orectolobiformes, Hemiscylliidae. The coding region runs from base 301 to 1614 and encodes 437 amino acids. The transcript has 5 exons. The record is from RefSeq and is a predicted model, not a curated record.
AAGAUUUUUCGCUGCGCGUACACUUAGUUACAUCGAAAAAUUCCGUCGGCUAAAUCCUGUCCGGCGGAUUGGCCGUUUUCCAGAAGCUGUUGCGCCUUUAACAGAAGCGGUUGGAGUCGCUUGGAAGCGCAAAUGACGCCUUCAAACAAAACCGGGGUAAAGGGAGGAGGAGGAGAGACGGAGGGACAAAUGAAGUCUAAACCCUACAAGGUGUGGUCGCUGAUGUGUGUGGGUUGGAGUCAGGCGGCUGUGAAGUGUUGGACGGUGUGAGCAAAGGGAGAAAGAGACACGGGAGAGUGGAUGCGCGCUAUCACCAUGGCGAGGGGAUUGCUUUCCUGGGCCUCUUUGAGGAAGAUCUGUGGCAGCCACUACUACAUUCAGGCCCGCUUGCCAUGUGUACGUGUCAAAUACCUCUUCUUUUCAUGGCUUGCAGUAUUUGUUGGGAGUUGGGUAAUAUAUGUCCAGUAUUCUACUCAUACAGAAUUGUGUCGGGCCCAUGACUGCAAGAAAAUAAUUUGUGAUAAAUACAAGAAGGGAAUUAUUGAUGGAUCAGCAUGUGGCAGCCUGUGUGAUAAGGGCACUCUUUAUUUUGGCAAGUGCCUCUCUAAUAAACCUAACAAUCAGGUGUACAGGGGAAUGUGGGAUGAAUCACAAGUCAUCUUAAAAUGCAGACUCGAAGAACCGUUCCACUUCGAUUUGGAUUCUAACAUGGAGCCAAGAAAGGAGAUGGUGUUAUUUGACAAACCAACAAAAGGAACUUCAAUGGAGGAAUUUCGAGAAAUGGUGUACAGCCUUUUAAAGGCAAAGCUUGGUGAUCAGACAAACCUUCAAAAGCUGCUCAAGUUGGUUGUGACUGUAGCAGAUGGAAAUAAAGAUGGUCACGUCUCUCUCGCAGAGGCAAAGUCUACCUGGGCAUUACUGCAGCUUAACGAGUUUCUGAUCACGGUAAUCCUCCAGGACAAGGAACAUACACCAAAACUUCUAGGAUUCUGUGGAGAUCUUUAUGUAACAGAAAAGGUCCACUAUAGUUACCUGUAUGGACUCACUAUUCCUUGGGUUUUGGAGUUCUUCAUUCCUUCUGGGCUGAGGCGUAGCAUGGACCAGUGGUUUACUCCCUCCUGGCCCAGAAAAGCUAAGAUCUCGAUAGGCCUGUUAGAAUUUGUUGAGGAUGUCUUUCAUGGAACAUUUGGUAACUUUCUUAUGUGUGACGUAAGUGCAAAUAACAUUGGUUACAAUGUUAAACAUGAUUUAAAAAUGAUAGACAUGAGAAAAGUUGUACCGGAAGUUAGUUUCAAACAAUUAAUUGGAGGCCGCCACUGCGAGACUGAUGUGGAUUGUGUCUAUGGCACAGACUGUAGAACAACUUGCCAUCAAAGCAAAAAGCAGUGCUCCACGGAAUUGGAUCAGCCAAACUUGACCAAAGUUUGCACGUUGCUGAAAGACUAUCUUUUAAAUGGUGCUCCUCCUGAUGUGAGAGAAGAACUGGAAAAACAGCUUUACUCUUGUAUAGCUCUCCGAGGAGUAGCAGGUCAAAUGGAAAUGGAACAUUCCUUGAUAUUAAACAAUCUAAAGACAUUACUGUGGAAGAAAAUUUCUCAUACAAAAGAUUCCUAAACACUAAAGGAAAAUUCACAUCAAUUGAAAAUCAUUUGGGAAGUAUUUUUUUUCGCAGAUUGUUCUAGUUGGUUCAAUUUGACCAUGUCGCACAGAACAGCAUUAUUAAUAAUAUUUCUGUUUAUUACUGUUAAACAAAAAAAACCUAA